CAUAAAUAAACAAAUAAAGAUUUAUACAUAAUUCUCUCCGUCUUGACAUAUAUAUAGCGACCUCGUAUUUAUCUCUCUUCUUAAAUCUUAACAUCGAAACAUCCUAAACUCAAGAAUCAUCUUUAGGGUUUCUGGAUAUUUGUUAUACAGGAGUUAAAGAAGAUGGGUUUAAACUCGGUUUAUAGGCAUCUGCAAGAGGUCUUUCCUACGAUUGACACUCGUGUGCUUAGAGCUGUUGCAAUAGAGAACUCAAAGGAUAGUCAAGUAGCUGCUAAAGUUGUUCUUGAAGAGAUCAUACCCUUUCUUCCUGUGAAAUCAGAGUCAUUUAAUUCUGCCAAUGAGAUUAAUUCUUGCUCAUUUGAAGGUGCUGAAGCUGUUUCCCCUACAUUUUUUGCUCAGAUAUAUGAAUCCCUCUCAAGUGAAAAUGGUGAAAUCGUUGGCAUGGGAGAUAAGCCUGUUUACCAGAAAUCACCAGGGGAAUCUGCAGAUAUAAGUAACGUUGGUGUUGAUUUGUCUGCCGUAAAUACGACUUUACUUAAUGAAAAAGCCUCUAAUAACGAAUCUAAGCAAGUGCAUAUAGAGUUUGCUAAUGAGAAAAAUAGUUCAUCACAAACUUCUAAAAAGAGUAGCAAAGAAGAUUCGGAAGUUUUAGAUGAUUCAUCUCUUGAUGGUGAUGUAGCUUCAUCUUCAACUCAAAAUGUUUUGCUUGAUGGUUCCACAAACAGCAUAGAAUUAGUCACGGUGCCUGAACCAAGUUAUUCAUUCAUUACUGUUUCAAAAACUGAUGUACCCCCGAGUGAAAUGAUUGAUUGUGAAAACAAGUCUGCGAUCCACACUAUGGCUGAUCCCGAGACAACAUUUUCAAAUGUUGAUAAACCGGAGAAAAGUAAUUUUACUGUAGCUGCAUCUGAGAAAGGGUUAGCAAUUACAGUAUUUGAUGAUUUUGAGGGCGAGACUGACGUGAACACUGCCAUCAGAUCGCAAUACGAGCAUAUAUAUAGCACUCAACAUCUUGAGGAUAUUAUUGAAUCUUCCAAGAGUGAAAAGAUAACUUUACAGUCAGCGAAGGAGUCACUAUACAGCUUGAUGAGAGAAGUAGAGCUCAAAGAGAACUCUGUAGAACAAGCGGAGGAAGAAGCUGCUCAUGGGGGCUUGAGCAUACUUAUCAAUGUGAAAGAAUUAAAACAGAUGCUUCAACGUGCAAAGGAAGCAAAUGACAUGAAUGCUGGAGAAGUUUAUGGUGAAAAGGCUAUUCUAGCCACUGAAGUGAGGGAGCUUCAGUCUCGCUUGGUCAGCAUGUCAGAUGAAAGGAAUAAAGCUCUUGCCAUGCUUGAUGAGAUGCGUCAAUCACUUAAAGGGCGAUUGGAAGAAGCAGAAAGAGGUAUUAAAGCUGCAGAGCAAGAAAGAUUGGACAAGGAAGAGUUUGCUCGCAAAUCGCUAGCAUAUGAAAACAGCAUUAUGGAAAAGGUGGUUGAGGAGUCGAAGAUUCUUGAGCAAGAAGCACAGAAGAACUCUGAGUUGAGAGAGUUUCUUAUGGAUCGUGGCCGAUUAGUCGACAUAAUUCAAGGAGAAAUAUCAGUUGUAUGCCAGGACAUUAAAUUGAUCAAAGAGAAGUUUGACCAACAUGUUCCAUUAAGCAAGUUACUAUCUUCCAGCUAUACUUUGGCGUCAUUGACUUCUUCCAGUUCUUCUAUACCAAGUACCGCACCUCAGCAGAUGUCAGAACUUGUUCAUGCUCUUGACAGCAUAAAGGCACUUGACAGAUCAAUUGCCGAUGAUCAGAUUUCAUAUGGAGAGGAGGUGCCUAGCCAUCAGAAGGAGCUUAUUGAUGAUGGGUGGGAAUUCUUUAAUAAAGAGGAAUGCAGGACGUGAUUUCUUAAUUUUCAAGGAUAGACAAUACUCCUAGAUCAAAAUUUGUGUUUAUAAGUGUCUAGCAAUUAGGAUCUCUAGUAGUGAUUUUUUUGAGUUGAGUAGAGAUGUGUUUUCAACCUCGUACUUUUGGGCAGCGAGGUAGCUUUGAUACACUGCAAAUAUGGAAAUUAUGGUAUAUCUCUAUGGUACUGGUUUUGAACUCAUUCUAAUGAUAUUGAAUUGUCUAUUUUAAUUUGAA
Messenger RNA from Daucus carota subsp. sativus, 2110 nucleotides. RefSeq lists its product as uncharacterized. The transcript is spliced from 9 exons. The record is from RefSeq and is a predicted model, not a curated record. Lineage: Eukaryota; Viridiplantae; Streptophyta; Magnoliopsida; Apiales; Apiaceae. The coding region runs from base 163 to 1872 and encodes 569 amino acids.